Messenger RNA from Symbiodinium sp. CCMP2592, 6186 nucleotides. Lineage: Eukaryota; Dinophyceae; Suessiales; Symbiodiniaceae. The record is from the annotation of a GenBank genome assembly.
AUGGCGGAGACGUUCGCGUUCAAUGCUGACAUCCAGCAGUUGAUGUCCCUCAUCAUCAACACCUUCUACUCCAACAAGGAGAUCUUCCUGCGAGAGCUCAUCUCGAACGCGUCGGAUGCCUUGGACAAGAUCCGGUACGAGUCCAUCACGGACCCCGACAAAAUCGAGGCUCAGCCGAACUUUUUCAUCAAGAUCAUUCCCGACAAGACGAACUCCACCUUGACUAUCGAGGAUUCCGGUAUCGGCAUGACCAAGAACGAAUUGAUCAAUAACUUAGGCACGAUUGCCAAGUCUGGCACGAAGGCUUUCAUGGAGGCCAUGGCCGCAGGUGGUGACAUCUCCAUGAUCGGCCAGUUCGGCGUCGGCUUCUACAGUGCCUAUCUUGUUUCGGAUAAGGUUCGUGUCGUCAGCAAGCACAACGACGACGAGCAAUACAUCUGGGAGAGCGGAGCUGGCGGAUCCUUCACCGUCCAGAAGGACACGGAGCUUGUCCAUGGAGAGAUCAAGCGUGGCACCAAGAUCAUCUGCUACCUCAAGGAGGACCAGUCGGAGUUUUUGGAGGAGCGACGCCUGAAGGACUUGGUCAAGAAGCACUCCGAGUUCAUUGGCUUCCCUAUCGAGUUGUACGUGGAGAAGUCCAAGGAGAAGGAGGUGACGGAUUCUGAGGAAGAGGAAGAGGAGAAGAAAGAUGAAAAGGAAGGCGACGAGCCCAAGAUCGAGGAGGUUGAUGAAGAGAAGGAGAAGGAGGAGAAGAAAAAGAAGACCAAGAAGGUCAAGGAAGUCUCGCACGAGUGGGAGCAGCUGAACAAGAACAAGCCACUUUGGAUGCGCAAGUCCGAGGAUGUGACCAACGAGGAGUAUGCCUCCUUCUACAAGUCGCUGUCCAACGACUGGGAGGACCACCUUGCCGUGAAGCACUUCAGCGUCGAGGGUCAGCUGGAGUUCCGUGCGCUGCUGUUUGUGCCGCGCCGGGCACCUUUCGAUCUUUUCGAGACCAAGAAGAAGAGGAACAACAUCAAGCUCUACGUUCGGAGGGUCUUCAUCAUGGAUGACUGCGAGGAGCUCAUGCCCGAGUGGCUGAAUUUUGUGAAGGGCGUUGUGGACUCAGAGGAUUUGCCUUUGAACAUCUCUCGCGAGACCCUGCAGCAGAACAAGAUCCUGCGUGUCAUCAAGAAGAACCUGGUCAAGAAGUGCUUGGAGAUGUUUGCGGAGAUCGCAGAGAAGAAGGACGAUUACAAGAAAUGCUAUGAGCAGUUCGGCAAGUGCUUGAAGCUGGGUGUCCACGAGGACUCCACCAACCGCACCAAGGUGGCGGAACUGCUGCGUUACCACACCUCCAAGUCGGGUGACGAACAGAUCAGCCUGAAGGAGUACGUGGAUCGCAUGAAGGAGGGCCAGAACGACAUCUUUUACAUCACGGGUGAGAGCAUUGCGGCCGUCUCGUCUUCGCCUUUCCUGGAGACGCUCCGAAAGAAAGGCAUCGAGGUGCUUUACAUGAUCGACCCCAUCGACGAGUAUUCAGUGCAGCAGCUGAAAGAGUUUGAUGGGAAGAAGCUCAAGUCCACGACAAAAGAAGGUUUGGACAUCGAGGACGAGGAUGAGAAGAAGAAGCUGGAAGAGAUGAAGGCCGAGUUCGAGCCUCUCACGAAGCUGAUGAAGGAGGUCCUGGGAGACAAGGUCGAGAAAGUCAUCGUGAGCUCCCGCAUGGCCGACUCGCCCUGCGUCCUGACAACAUCAGAGUAUGGAUGGUCUGCCAACAUGGAGCGCAUCAUGAAGGCCCAGGCCCUGCGCGACAAUUCCAUGACUUCUUACAUGGUGUCCAAGAAGACCAUGGAGGUCAAUCCCAAGCACUCCAUCAUGGCAGAGCUGAAGAAGAAGGCUGCUGCCGACAAGUCGGACAAGACAGUCAAGGAUCUCAUUUGGCUCCUGUUCGACACUUCGCUGCUCACCUCCGGAUUCAACCUGGAUGAGCCCACCCAGUUUGCCGGGCGUAUCCACCGGAUGAUCAAGCUCGGUCUCAGCAUCGAUGAUGAUGACGAGGGUCUCGGCGAUGACGACGACCUCCCGCCGCUGGAGGAAGUCGAGGGCGCGGCCGACGAGGCUUCCAAGAUGGAGGAGGGCAUCCAGCAAGAGAUCAAGUUUGACUUCGACAAGAAGACAGACAAUGUUCUGACUGCGGCCUUCUGUCUCUUCGGCAACGGGAGCGUUGACAGCAAGAUGGGCUUUGAGCGGCUCACUCUCGACAUCGAGAAGGCUGUGGUCGCCCGCUGCCGGGAGCUGGUGAUGGAGGCCAAUUCAGCAGGCCUGCAGACUGCGGCCUUGGCCAUCCAGGGAGGACCACUGGCCGCCCCAGAACAGAGACACGACGAAGGCCAGCAGCCCUUCGCAAGGGAGACCUCGGGGCCCAUAGCGCAUGGAGGCUCGCUCGUGCAGCAAGGCAAGGACAAGGACAAGGACGGCACUGACCAGGAAGACUCGAAGGUGAACUGGCAGACCCUCGGCUGGUCCCUUGCGAAGAAGCAGCCCCUCUCUGCCGAAAUCUGCAGAGUCAAUGCGGAGAAAGGAGCCGACGAUGCAGGUCUGAAGGAACAACGUGAUGGAGUCAUGCUGCUGCAGAGGAGCCUUGCGUAUCUGAUCCCGAAAGUCACUGAGGAGUUCUAUGCCUGCUUGGGUGAGUGGUGUAAGAAAACGACCGAAGCCGUCGAGCUUUUCCAGAACUUCCAUCACAUCCCAAGCGAAAAAGGGGUAGCGGAUUCGAAGAUGUGGGACAAACUGUCCGACGAGGUAAAGAUGAAGGAUGAGAAGGAGGCAAAGAAGAGGGAAGACCGUCGGAAGGAUCAGAAGAAUCGCGAGCAGGAGAAGCUGCAGCGAAAGGAGCAUCGAAACCUCGAAAGCUCUAACAUGUACAAGAACAUGAUGGAUGCCUGCCAGAUCAAUCUCGGCAGUGUGUCCGCCCCACCGGACGUGGAGAGCCCGGCGAAGAGUAGCAAGAGCAAGAAGGAGGCGGAGCAGGAGAGACGCUUGGCAGAGGCCAAGAAACACGUCAAGGAGCUGGAGUCCCAGGUGGUGAUCAAAAGCCCUGAAGAGCUCAAGGCUUCCGCCAAAGACUUCAGGGACCAGAAUGCUUGCACCCUCUACGACGAGACAACGAAACAGUACAAGUACAGGUCUUGCUGUGGAACGAAGGUGUCCGACCUGGGCGUCUACGGGGUCGGAGUGGCGCUUUACUUCCAGUUCAUCCGGCAGAUGGGCGUUGUUUUCCUUCUGUGUGCCAUUGUCUUGGGCCCAAAUCUGGCCUUCAACAUAAUGGGUAACAUGGUGAACGAGAACAGUGCCCUCUACAAAUACCUGGGAAUGACCACGAUCGGAAACCUGGGUGCUUGCGAAGGCGCCCUUUGCGAGACAGAUGAGGACUUGCGCAAUCGCUGCCUCAUCGACGAGUUCCCAUGUGAGACGAUGCUAAAGGAAGUCACGCAGUGGCUCGGCAUGGCUGAUGGUAUCGGUAUCCUGUUGGUCCUCGCCUGGGGCAUCUUUUUCCAAGCAUGCCAUAUCCCUCGCAUGGUUCGGUUGAAUGACGAUGCCAAUCUGACCCCGUCCGACUUUGCGAUUGACAUCAAUGUCUUGCCCUACCAGCUGAAAGACGGCCACAAGCAGUACCAGGAGAAGCUGAAGAACCACUUCCUGGGCGUUCUGAACCGCCUGGGGUUCAACGAUGGCGACGGCGUCGUGGAGGUGUGCCUUGUGCGAGACUACGAGGGUGCCAUCAGCACAUUCCUGGCCAAGGGAGACCUGAUCCUCGCCGAGCAUGGAGAUGUGAUCCGGAUGAAGGCUCUGGAAGGCAAGGAGGACGCCGCAAGCAAGGCCAAGUACCAGAAGUUGGAGAAGGCAACGCACAAGAAAUAUGACAAAAUGAUGCGAAUGGAUAACAGCAUCCGAUCGCAAGCAGACAAGGGUGACGAUGAUCGUGGUGUGGUGCGUGCUUUCGUGAUAUUCGCCAAGGAGGCCUACAAGAAAGCCGUGCUUGAGGAGUAUCGCUUCUCUCAGUACAGCUUGUUCCGCUGCUGUCAAGGUGAGCCUCGGAGAUUUGAAGGUUACACGCUGAAAGUCCAGAACGCUUGCGAGCCCAGUGACUUGUACUGGGAGAACCUGGACUUUGCCUGGUGGAAGCGAGGUUGCCGAAUUUGCAUCGUGGUGUUGCUCACAUUGAUUUUCUUGAUCGUUUGUGCCGCAUCACUUGUGUACUUCCAGUCGCUCUCCAAGUCGACCCUUGCAAGCCUCAACGAGAACGUCGCUUGGGUGAUCAAGGGGAACGGCACUGAGUGCCUCAACUUCUGUGAUGUCGAGCUUUUUGCGGACAGGCUCUGCUCUGGAAACGGGGACACGUCCAAGACUUGGGACACUGUCAAGGUCUUCGACCAGUUCACCGACUAUGAUAACGGCUAUGCCUGGAGUGGGAUCUGCACUAACCCCUGGACAUCCAGUUGCACUUCAGCAACUCGCCUUGCUGAGGUCUCCGGCUGUGACGGGGACUCGGGCUCGAUCAACUGGCUUGGCUUUGAGUUCGCAGAGACGCAGCAGGUGCAGUGCUGGCAGGCCACCCUCACGGCACUUGCUAGGGAGGUGCAGGUGUUUGGGUGUCCUGUGGCUCCCCCACCGGUGGCUGAGCGUGGCUGCUGGAAGGUCGAGGAGAAUUGUGCUCCGAUGUACCCCAACACCCUCACACCACCAACGACUGGAACCUGGACCGCCCGUGACAACAAGAUCUCAGCGGACAUGUCCUGCUCUCUUGAUAUCGAGCUGCAUGUCGCGCAAGAGAGAUGGGCCAGCUUUGAGGAGGGUUCCACAGAGCGUGUGUCGAACCCCAUCAUCAACUGCUUCUGCCAACAGCAGGUCCUCAACGUCGGGCCGGAGUUCUUGUUUCCCCCUUACGACACGGAGGAGAAGCUGGUGUGUCAAGAUUGGCUCGUCGACAACAGCCUCAAGAUUGCGAAGGUAAUCGGGGCCGCAGCCGCCGUCUUGGUGAUCAACCAGCUCCUCCUGCUGAUCUACGAGUUCCUUGUGGCCUUUGAGAGACACUGCACAGUCACGGAGGUGGCGCAGAGCCAGUUCUGGAAGCUCUUCUUGGCCCAGAUGGUGAACACAGGCUUGUUAGUUUUGCUUGUGAACGCCUCCUUGGACCUCCCGGAAGUCUUAAUGCCAUUGCGGGUGUUGCAGAUCGGUACCGGGCAAUUUGACGAGCUAUCCGUAUCUUGGUACAUUUCUGUCGGCACCGGUAUCUGCCUCACCAUCUUCAUGCAGGUCUUUAGCACGACGGUUCCGCCCUUGAUCAUGGCCUUUGUUGUGGGGCCCUGUUUGCAGUGCGUCUUCGGCAGGGGCGAGGUGGUGGAGGCACGUUUGCAAAGGAUCUAUCAGCUUCCCAAGUGGAAUUUGUCCUUGCGAAUGGCACAGACUCUCACCGUGAUCUUCGUGAUCUGCAUGUACUCGGGAGGCAUGCCAAUCCUAUACUUCGUGGGCUUCGUCUACAGCAUCGUGGCCUUCUGGUUGGACAAGUGGUGUUUGCUGCACGGCUCCUCCAAGCCACCUGCCUACAACCAGGCCAUCGUCCAUACUUGCUUGAACUUCCUUCCCCUUGCUGCUUUCUUCCACACAGUGAUUGCUGGCUGGAGCUGGGGCAAUCAGGAGCUCGUUCCAAGCGAAUGGAGCAGGCUCUUCUUUGUCGUGGAGAUAAUAUUCGGCAAGUCUAAGGAGGAUUAUGACAACAUCAUCAGCAGCUACAAUGCAGCGCCAGCUCGUGACAAGCCUUCUAUGCAGUGGGACUACUACGAGGCCCGCAUGAUGGACAUGGCAAGGGAAGGCUCUUGGCUUAUCUUCUGCACUUUCGUUGCCUUCGUGGUGUACUACGUCCUUCUUUGGAGCUACAAGCUCCUCUUGAGGCCCUUCCUGUCUCCGUUUGUCUUUGCCAUUCGUGAGUGUUGUUGCUGCUGCUGCAGCCGCCGCCGGACUUCAGCUGGGGACCAAAGCUGGGACACCUGUGUGCAGGAAUGCCGCAAGCACAGCACUCUCACCUCCUAUCUGCUCAAGAACAACCCUUCGUACCACUCGGCAGCAGUGGCCAUUGCGCAUGGAGACCUUCGGGCACAGAGGCGUAUCUCAGAGAGGGACGCUCCAGAGGAGGCCACACUGUGA